Molecule: messenger RNA, 3060 nt
Organism: Cyclopterus lumpus (lumpfish)
Lineage: Eukaryota; Metazoa; Chordata; Actinopteri; Perciformes; Cyclopteridae
Gene: rela
Product: v-rel avian reticuloendotheliosis viral oncogene homolog A
Exons: 11
Coding region: 194-2068 (624 amino acids)
Biological process (GO): non-canonical NF-kappaB signal transduction; cellular response to stress; innate immune response
Cellular component (GO): cytoplasm
Molecular function (GO): DNA-binding transcription factor activity, RNA polymerase II-specific; RNA polymerase II cis-regulatory region sequence-specific DNA binding
Source: RefSeq, a predicted model, not a curated record
UUUACUAUCUGAACACAAAUGUGGGCGGAGCGGAGGAGACGACACAACAGCAAUGUCAAGAAGUUUUCAGAGUCCGUGCUGUUGUGUGUGCGCCUCACGGUAGCUGGAGAAACAAACAAACAAACAAACAAACAAACAACGGAUACACAGUGGUGUCGACAGAAACGCGGAAGUCGGACUCGGACGCAAAGCCAUGGAGGGUGUGUAUGGAUGGGGCCUGGCCACACUCAACCCAGUCCAAGCGGCGAGCCCCUUCAUAGAGAUCAUCGAGCAGCCGAAGCAGAGGGGGAUGAGGUUUAGGUACAAGUGUGAGGGCCGUUCAGCCGGCAGCAUCCCCGGAGAGAAGAGCAACGACACCACUAAGACCAACCCAGCCAUCAAGAUGCACAACUACAGCGGCCCCCUGCGUAUUCGCAUCUCGUUGGUGACGAAGAACAUGCCGCACAAGCCUCACCCGCACGAACUGGUCGGGAAAGACUGCAAACACGGCUACUACGAGGCGGACCUGCAGGAGAGACGAAUACACAGUUUUCAGAACCUGGGCAUUCAGUGUGUCAAGAAGAAGGAUGUGAAUGAGGCCAUCACUUGUCGGCUGCAGACCAAUAAUAACCCCUUCAACAUUCCCGAGGCCAAGGUGUGGGAGGAGGAGUUUGACCUGAACUCAGUUCGGCUUUGCUUCCAGGCCUUCAUCACUCUGGCUUCAGGGGACCUGAUUCCUCUGGAGCCGGUGGUAUCGCAGCCCAUCUACGACAACAGGGCCCCAAACACAGCUGAGCUGAAGAUCUGCCGAGUCAACCGCAACUCUGGCAGCUGCAAAGGAGGCGAUGAAAUCUUCCUGCUGUGUGACAAAGUGCAAAAAGAGGACAUCGAGGUGCGCUUCUUCCAGGACUCCUGGGAGGGAAAGGGCACUUUCUCUCAGGCCGACGUCCACAGGCAGGUGGCCAUUGUGUUCCGCACGCCGCCAUACCGCGACACGAACCUCAGCGAACCCAUUCGGGUCAAGAUGCAGCUCCGCCGGCCCUCUGACCGCGAGGUCAGCGAGCCGAUGGACUUCCAGUACCUGCCGGCUGACCCAGAUGAAUACAGGCUGAGUGACAAGAGAAAGCGUACAGGGGACAUGUUCCAAAGCCUGAAGCUGGGGCCCAUGCUAUCUAGUGUGUCCAUGCCACAAGAUAGACGGCACAUAAGCCCAGCAAGAAGGGCGGUUUCAGCCAAGCUUCCAUCAAUGAAUACACAAGUUGCAGCUGCGGCGCCCCCUGGUGCCAGUGGAGCGAAAGCCCAGCCUUCCUACUCGUAUCAACCGGGCCAGCUCUUCUCGGUCCAGCCAAAGGUCGAGGUCUCCACCAUCUCCGCUGCAACUCCAAAGCAGACAUGGAGGAUCAUGGAGACCCUAAACCUGGGCCACCAGCCCAAAGCCACUCCGGUGCCCAACUUUCCAAUGAGCCAGCCAAAAGCACCCUGCUCCGUUACCACCACGUCCACCACUAACCAGGACUACUCAACCGUCAACCUGGCAGACCUUCAACAGUUCUUCCCCGACAUCUCCUCGGCCAUGGUCCAGGAGACGGCAGCUUCUCAGGGAAGCUUGUCCUCCUCACAGACCGGCAUCUCCUUCACCCUCCCAGGCUCUCAGUUCCAUGUGGACGCACCACUUGCGGACGACGAUAUCCCAGAGUUCCCGAGCUUUUCCGAAUCCCAGCCGCAAGGUACCCUGGACAACCUGAACAUGGAUGAGUUUGAGGACCUCCUGAACGUGAGCGGAAAUGGCACCUCGAUGUUGGCGCAGGCUUCAUGUCAACAAGCCUCCCCGGCCAGCUCUUCUACGGCGGCCCACAACGCAGCGUCCCACAACAUUUCUGACCCUGCCAGCAUCCCAGGAAGCACCUGGAUGAAUUACCCCAACAGCAUCGUCAACCUUCUCCAGAACGAGGGCAUGAUCGACAACGGCAACCACCGGCCCCCUGUGCUGGAUGAGUUUGACGAGUUGAUGUCCGCUGACGAGGACCGUCUUAUUUCCAUCUUUAACGGUGGAAGCCAAGCUGGGUUUGUUUCAGGACACCCAACCUAAAGUGUGUCCAAGGAAUGUCUUUUUUCAUUUUUUUUACAAACAUAUGUACAUCGACCACUUGUAUCUGCCCUUUCAACGUUCAGAACUUAAAGACCUUUUUGGUAGAAAAGACAACAAGGGAAACAAGGUGGAUCUGGAGCUGUAAGAGGCAGAAUGUAGCCAAACCGCUCACUAUAGCCCAUAGAUACACCGGCAAAGACUCUUUAUGGUGUUCAAUUAGUGGGUUUUGCCUGGUCUUUAUAUACAGUUUCACUGACUGAUAAAAGACAGGACUGCCCAUAUUCAGAUUUCAUCGCCCUUGUUCAGCAAACAAUUUAUAGAAACAGUCCGAACAGAUGCAUUGGCAUCUGCUCAAAUGUUUUCCUGUGGAACAUGUGAGGCAUGUUUUUGUACCCAUCAUUUUAGCCACUUUGGUCAGUGUUACUGUGAUUAUUACACUGCAAUGUGUACGUUUGGUCUGCCUUUUGAUUUCAAACAAAGCGGCAGGUGUUCUCGGCAGUAAUUGGGUCUGGAGGUAAGUCUAUGCAAAUGAUCCCAUGGUCCUUGUAAUUAAAUAUCCCGUGUUUUACUUUGGAAUGUUUUUCUGAAGGUCUGCAGUAACUGACAACCUUCGCAUACAGGUGCCUUAGUUGAGUCUCAACUAAAUGUAGUAAUGUGUUACAAACCAAAUGAAGGUCUACAUCGAAGUAAUUAACAAGCAUUUAUAAGUACAUGCUUAUAGCAGUGUAGCUCAUGGAACUGUAUGCCAAAUUUCCUCUGGUCUCUAUCAGUUUUUCUAGUUAUUGUGAAUAAUGGCAGCAGUUUAACUCCCAGUUGUUUCAGACCUGUGGGUCAAUCUUGCUUUACUCUGUAGUAAAAGAUGCUUCCAGAUUAAAUAGUGCUAUUUUAUACUGGUAUGACAUGAACUGUUUAUACUUUGCCUUCAUGCUGUAAUUAAUGACUGUCAAAGUUCCAAAACACUUUUCUUGACAAUAAAAACCACAACAUAUUCA